Messenger RNA from Mycena indigotica, 1656 nucleotides. RefSeq lists its product as uncharacterized. The record is from RefSeq and is a predicted model, not a curated record. The transcript is spliced from 8 exons. Gene Ontology annotation, biological process: regulation of mRNA stability. Gene Ontology annotation, molecular function: poly(A) binding. Gene Ontology annotation, cellular component: nucleus; cytoplasm. The coding region runs from base 1 to 1656 and encodes 551 amino acids. NCBI's taxonomy places the organism in Eukaryota, Fungi, Basidiomycota, Agaricomycetes, Agaricales, Mycenaceae.
AUGCCGUUCGGUUUAGCUAUUGGAACGGACCGCGCGACUGCACUCCAACAAUCCAUUCAGGAUGAGCUCACAAGGCGGAAUUAUAGUCCCGAUCCAGACCCUGUCAUGGCUGAAUACAUCACUAUAAUGGUUAUAAAUGACAAGACUCCUGAGCAAAUAACGGGAGAACUCGAAGACUUAAUAGGAUCGGAUUUUGACGCCAGUUUCACGGAUUGGUUAUUCGCCGAGGCUGAGAAAGGCGCCGAAGAGCCUGUUGCGCCAGCCCAGACUGGCCCUCAACAGCCUGCUGAAUUAGUCGCCUCGGUGCCACCGCCAGCGAAUGACUCGUCGGCUCGCCGUCCUCCCCGCAAUGGUAUUUAUCAGCAGGCUCUCUCCCAAGCUCUCCCUUCCUCAGGACAAAAACGGGCCGCCUCUGCUCGCUCUCCUUCACCCAACCAUGCCCACAAGAUGCCCUCAUUGACCGUGUUGGCGGACGGAGAAACAGCUUUGGGCAGGACGAAAUUCAGUCGCACAUCGACACCAUUGUUGGAAACCCGUCGCCCGACUCCCGAGCAACAGCAGGCGAUGAUGAUGAGUGCAGGGUUUCCCAUGGUCAUGGACAUGAGUGUUAUGAACGGGAUGGUGAACCCUUUGAUGCUGCAAGAGAUGAUGAUGAACCAAAUGGCGCUUAUGGCGCAAAUGGCUUCGACGAUGGGCAUUAUCAAUCCAGCGACGGGCCAGUUUGGCGGUGGAUUCAAUGACCCAGCUGCUUUCCAAGGACAGCCUGGAAUGGAGGGAGGGUUUCACGGAGGGCCUCAAAAUGGGAGAGGGCGGGGUGGCGGAAGAGGGCGUGGCCGUGGUGGGCCACCUUCAUCUGGACCAAAACCAAUGGCUGCAGAAAACGCAGCGAUACCUAUUGUCGCGCCGACACCAGCUCCUCCCCCAGCGGUUGCCCCUGCUCCGACUGGUGGUUUGACUGGGUAUAUACUUCCUGAACGACCGCAAUCGCCCACACUAUGCAAGUUUGGUGUCAAAUGCAGCAACGCACAUUGUCGGUGGUCGCAUCCUUCUCCAGUCGCAACUGCAGAAACUGGCGUCGUUCUGAGUAACGAGGCCUGCGAGAAUGGGAAAGAAUGUAAAGACAAAGACUGCGUCAAGGCUCAUGUCAGUCCCGCCGUUCUUAAUCCGCAAGCCGCCUCACAACCACCUCCCGCCGCUCAUCAUGCUCCUCCACCACACGUGACUCAUCCUCCGCCCUCAGGCGUACCCUGUCGCUUUGGUGCUGCGUGUACACGCACCGGUUGCACAUUCACGCAUCCACCAAACCACCCAUCGAAUGCCUCGAAUCCGCAUUUCGCUCAACCCUGUCAUUUUGGCGCUGCUUGUACGCGGGCCAACUGUCUCUUCAAGCACCCCGAAGGCCGUGUGCUCCCCAACUCGUUCCACCGUGGUCUUUCGGCUGCAGCGCCUCUCGUCAGCGUCCCGAAUCCUGAGACGGGCUCAAUUGGAGCGGCGAGCCAUAACAAGAGCGUCACGUUCAAUGGCAGCGGUGGCGCGAGCGUGAAGGAGAAAUUGGAGAAGCAGAUGAAGGAGAUUGAAGAACAGAAGCAGGCCGUCAAGGCUGCCCAGGAGGCAGCGAAAAAAGACAAGGAGAGAUCCGCCCCCGCUGCAGCAUAG